This is a messenger RNA of Eutrema salsugineum, 979 nucleotides long. RefSeq lists its product as uncharacterized. NCBI's taxonomy places the organism in Eukaryota, Viridiplantae, Streptophyta, Magnoliopsida, Brassicales, Brassicaceae. The transcript has 5 exons. The coding region runs from base 145 to 666 and encodes 173 amino acids. The record is from RefSeq and is a predicted model, not a curated record.
AGAAAAAGAGAACAAAGGGAAUUGAAGGGUAGACGCCAUUAGAUAGAGAUCAAAGGAAAGAUCUUUUUUCACACGCAAAGUUUCGCCUUUUAUGGAUUCAUGUCGUCUCUGUAUCUUCUUCUUCUUCUUCAUGUAGCUGCUUAAAUGAGAUCCAUCGAUCAUCGUCUAAUGGAGGACUCGGCGGCUUCGUCUUCCUCUUCGUCCCAUUACUUUUCAAUUUUCACGAAUUACCCUCUGAUUUCCGCCGUCUUAGCUUUCACCAUCGCACAAUUCAUCAAAUUCUUCACCUCCUGGCAUAAGGAAAAGAGAUGGGAUCUGAAACGGCUUGUUGGGUCUGGAGGAAUGCCUUCUUCACAUUCAGCUACAGUUACAGCUUUAGCUAUGGCUGUUGGUUUACAAGAAGGAUUUGGAGGAUCACAUUUCGCAAUCGCCUUCAUUCUCACAUCCAUUGUGAUGUAUGAUGCAACUGGUGUAAGAUUACAUGCUGGAAGACAAGCUGAGGUUCUCAAUCAGAUUGUGUAUGAACUCCCUGCAGAACAUCCGCUCGCUGAAACCAGACCCCUGAGUGAACUUCUCGGUCAUACACCUCCACAAGUCAUUGCUGGUGGAAUUCUUGGAACAGCCACUGCAGUUGUUGGCUACUUAGUCACUUUGAUAGCUAAGUAGCUAAGGUUUUAUCAAAAGCUCACCUUUUGUGUUCCAUCGGUUAAAGCCACUAUUACAAGAAAAUGGACUCUGGAAGCUGUGGUUUAUUUGCCCCUUAGUUUCUAUUUCUUGUUUUGCUGCUCGGGCUCUUAUCAUUGGCAACAUGGUAGUUAUAGGUUUGAUCUUGUAAGGAAAACGUGAGACGUCGUUUUCACUGAUCUUUGAAGUUGUUAAAUAGGAGCUUGUGCCUUGAACUAUAUACAAAAGAACAUGAUGUGUUUAGGAUUCAGCAGGAUCAAUACUUUGGAAACUCAUCUUUAUGAAAAGCUAUAUC